Molecule: messenger RNA, 585 nt
Organism: Australozyma saopauloensis
Lineage: Eukaryota; Fungi; Ascomycota; Pichiomycetes; Serinales; Metschnikowiaceae
Gene: ORM1
Product: sphingolipid homeostasis protein
Exons: 1
Coding region: 1-585 (194 amino acids)
Biological process (GO): sphingolipid biosynthetic process; intracellular sphingolipid homeostasis; ceramide metabolic process
Cellular component (GO): endoplasmic reticulum membrane
Source: RefSeq, a predicted model, not a curated record
AUGACAAUGGCAAGUCCGAAGAGGUCCCAAUCUUUUACGAAAGAGGGGCUACUCACACCUACGUCGUCUCAUGCGCCACCACCAAGACAGAGACGUUCAUCGUCGAUUCUUCAACAUCUUGAACCUGAUACUUUGGACACUAAAAUUGACCAAGCUCUCAAUCCCAACUUGAACGCUGAGUGGGUCAACUACAAGGGAGGAUGGGCAAUCCAUCUCGUUAUCAUUGUCAUUCUCAAGCUAUUCUUCAACUUUUUCACUGGUCUUGAUAACGACUGGAGUUGGACUUUGACCAAUGUUACUUACAACAUCGGGCUGUAUAUCAUGUUCCACCAGGUGAAAGGAACGCCUUUCGAAUUCAAUUCCGGAGCAUACGAUAACCUUACAAUGUGGGAACAAAUUGACAAUGGAGACCAAUACACCCCAACGAAAAAGUUUUUGAUGAUAGUGCCUAUUGGCUUGUUCUUGGUCAGCACACAUUAUACAAAAUACAAUUUGCCUCUGUUCACUCUCAGUGGAUUGAGUUGUUUGUGUGUCGUUCUUCCAAAGUUAGCAGUUGCUCACAGAUUACGUUUCACGUUUUGCUAA